AUGGCGGAUCAGUCUACGGCCACGCUGGGUCUCGGCAACGCGUACAGUGCUGCCAACUUGCUUGCUCAUGGCUUGAAGCGCGCAUCCCGCGUCAACAUGAUGCAGCUUCCGAGUACCGAGCAGCUUCGCAAGGAGCGCCUCGAUAGUCUCCUCAAUACGCCGACCGGCCGCGACUUCACUAUCAACACUGCCGUCGGCGUGGUCUUCAAAGUCCACUCGAUCAUGUUGAUUGGUGGGCCCAAGGCGCUUGAGCAUGUGGCAUUUCCGAAAGAAAAUGUACCUGGCGAGAACGUAGUCAAUCUCCCCGACCGCUUCCACCCUCUCCUUGUCGACCGCCUUGUCUCCUUCAUCUAUACUUCGUCCUACGCCGUGGACGCGCGGGCAGUCAAAAACACCACUCUCCACCACCAUGCCGCCCUCCCAUCCGGCGCAACUCCCACCUCCUUCGGCCUGUCUAUGGACGCCGCAGAAUUCCAAGUCUGCAUGUACGGCAUAGCUGAAGUGCUAGAGUACACCGCGCUCAUGACCUUUGCGUAUAGCAAGCUCUCUUCAUACUUCAUCUUCGACCGCAAGGCGCCCGAGCAUGUUGGCCAGCUUAUCAAGUUGGUCUUUGGGCCAGUGAAUAGCCUGAGCCGAAAGUGCAAGGAUGAGGUUGGUGCGCUGAAGGGUCUGGGCAUCGCGGCUGUGCUGGUGCAUGAGAAGAAGCACUGGAGUGGUCACGAGAUGGACGAGUUCCGUGACUUGCUGGCUAAUGAGCUUGGGCAAGAUGCUUGGAAGGAGUAUCGCGCGUGCUACAAGCAUAUCAAGGAUGCGAAUCAGGUAUUGCUGGUUGAGCCGAAGUCUGCACCCAAUAUGCACGGCUACGCAACCCGUCAAGCUACGAAGGUUCAGGGCAUCGGAUCACUGACCUCGUCUAUGAGCAAGAUUGCCCUCGCUGGAGGCAGCAAGCCGAACAUCUUGGAGACCCUGCAUGGCCUCUUCGACGAGUACGCGUACUGGCCGCAGAAGGCUCUUCGGAAGAAGACCGGCCGGUCUACUGAUACUCUGGAAGAGGCGUUACCCAAGGUCGCUCAACAGGUACGAGGCGGCCAGUUCCACGGCUGUUGGCAGCGCAAGGCUCAUUUCAACCGCCCUCCCCUCUGGAUGUGCACCGAGGCGAUGGGCCAGAUCAAUCCCAACAUCCAGCGUCGCUCAGAGUCUCAAGACCUCCACUCCCAAUAUGAAGAAUGGCAACAGGCCAAGUUCAUGGGCAUCGGCCAUGUACCCGACGCCAAAGGCAUAGACUUCUUCGGCCACGCAGGCACCAAUGCAGGCGACUCCACUUUUCCCAUGUCUAACCCAACUCUUGAGAGUAUACCCCUCGCAAAGCGCAAAUUCGCCAAGCCCUCUCGCAACGUUCUCGCCACGCCUCCCAGAAUCAAGAUCGUUGAUAACGACGGCGAAGACGAUGCCAUGGACCACGACGCCGCGGACGCAACCAGCAUGAUGGCCUCAAAGCAUGCGCCCAAGGCGCCGAAACUCACGGGUAUGGCCAACGCUACCUUCACCUUUGCUUCCGACAGCAAUCGCAUCGACUUCUCUUCUACCCCUGACAAGCCGCAGCCUGGCACGAUCAGCCUAGAGGGCUUAAAGAAGUUGCAGGAGGUGGGUGUGGCGAACAAGGUCGCAAAGAAGACGGUCAAGGCGGCAGAGAAGGAGGAGGCUGUGAAGAAGGCCGGCAUGGAUACUGACGAGAACAAGGAGAACAUCCCGCUGGAGUCGAAGUAUGAGGCGCCGAAGGUUGAGGAGGAGGAGGAGCGGGAUGAGGAGAUGGUGGAUUAG
Molecule: messenger RNA, 1821 nt
Organism: Didymosphaeria variabile
Lineage: Eukaryota; Fungi; Ascomycota; Dothideomycetes; Pleosporales; Didymosphaeriaceae
Exons: 3
Coding region: 1-1821 (606 amino acids)
Source: RefSeq, a predicted model, not a curated record